AGCGACACACGAUGCAGGAGGCGGAACAAAAACGUCCUCGUCCUGCAGGUUCUGUUCCUGCAGGUUCUUAUGGACGCACAGUUUCCAUUGGAGACCGUGACCGGCUUUGGAGCUCGGCACUGCUGGUGACAUUGCUGAUGUUGGCCAUGAGUCCAUUGUCAUCAAUGGGACAUCGGCCUGCACCCAACACUCCGGUUCCACUUCAGCAGAGUAUAUCCACAAUCCUUCCCAAUGAGACAUCCCCAAUUUCGACUGAGAGAAGUACCAAGUCAUUCAUUGACAAUAUUGAGGAUGUGGAGGGAUAUAAUAGCUCGAUUCAUCAUCAUCAUCAUAAAAAAGUCGGCGGGAAUAUGUCAGAGGAGAAGGCGCCGUUGUUUCCAAAAGAUUUCUUCACGCUUCAAGAACGACGUCGUGGUGCUGUUAUUUUUCACGUUGUGGGCGUUGUGUAUAUGUUUGUCGCCUUGGCAAUUGUCUGUGACGAAUUCUUCGUGCCGUCCCUUGACGUGAUUAUCGAGAAACUUGAGAUCGCCGAUGAUGUGGCCGGUGCCACAUUCAUGGCAGCGGGGGGUUCCGCCCCUGAGCUAUUUACCUCGAUCAUUGGGGUGUUCGUCUCGUUCGACGACGUAGGAAUUGGUACCAUCGUCGGAUCGGCAGUUUUUAAUAUUCUUUUUGUCAUCGGCAUGUGUGCCAUCUUCUCAAGGACCGUACUCACGCUCACAUGGUGGCCACUCUUUCGCGAUUGCAGCUUUUACAGCAUUAGCCUCAUUACCCUAAUCUAUUUCUUUCGCGAUAACUAUAUACAUUGGUAUGAGGCUCUUGUGCUAUUCGGUUUCUAUCUUCUAUAUGUUGGCUUUAUGAAGUGGAAUCAGCCGAUGGAGAAACUCGUCAAGAGGAUACUUUAUAGGAACAAGGUUACACGGGUUAGAUCUACUGAUCAAUUGAUGCCCACGCACCAGGGCGCCGCCCAGGCAUUGCAGCAUCCGAAUGCAACGAACAGCAGCGAAACAAGUGUGGGUGGCGUUUCUGGUGCGUGCGGAAGUAGCGGUUUACCUGCGGCAGCGGAAGCGGGUUGCAGCAGUGGUGUUGGUGUUGGGACCAGCAGAGGUGGAAGCAAUAGUGGCCAUGAUCAAAGUGGCAGUCACAGUGGUUCGACGCAUAGUCACGCCAAAUUCAGGCAUGGUCUACUCCAACUCAUGAUCCACACAAUCGAUCCUCUCCACGACGGUCAGUCCCGAGCCGGCAAGGUGGAUGAAAAAGCGACACAGCUGCAUGCUAUCGCAUCGUUAAAGGUACUAUUGGAUGCAACAAGACCGCACAAUGGAGCUGCGACAUCAUCAGCGGCACAUUAUUCGGGGACAGCAUCGAAAGAGACAACACUUCAACUUCAGCAAGGUUCACAAGGAACAACUACAACAACAACAACAACAGCAGAGACCAGUGCUGGUAUUCAAGAACUUCCAAAUGGUGGGAUAACACCGGGUAUCGACGCUGGCCUCGAAUCGGGAGAGGAGGAUGAACCUCCGGAGGCUCUCGAUAUGGGCUGGCCUAGCAGUCCUAAGAAAAGGCUCACAUAUAUUCUAGUUGCACCUAUUCUGAUUCCUCUCUGGUUGACGUUACCAGACACGCGAACACCCAGAGGUAAAAAAUUUUUCGCUGUAACAUUCAUCGGCUCGAUCUUCUGGAUAGCAGCGUACUCGUACCUGAUGGUUUGGUGGGCGAACGUCGCCGGUGAUACCGUUCAAAUCCCACCGGAAGUGAUGGGUCUCACGUUCCUUGCUGCCGGAACCAGCAUCCCCGACCUCAUUACAAGUGUCAUUGUUGCACGAAAGGGUUUUGGCGACAUGGCUGUAUCCAGUUCCGUCGGUAGUAACAUUUUCGACGUAACCGUUGGGCUUCCGAUUCCAUGGCUCCUCUAUGGUAUAAUCUACGGAAAACCUGUGGAAGUGAACUCAGUGGGAAUGGUUUGCAGCAUAGCGAUCUUAUUCUGCAUGCUUCUUUUCGUAAUUAUGAGCAUCGCCUGCUUUAAAUGGCGAAUGAACAAAAGUCUUGGCUUCACUAUGUUCCUUCUCUACUUCGUCUUCGUUGCCGUCUCACUCAUGUUUGAGUACGAAAUAGUCAGGUGUCCCGUUUAGGGGGUUGUGUGAACUCCAUUGACAACCUGGCACAAUAUACCUUUCCCUUUUCCCCCACCCCUCUUACAUAAAAAUAUAUACGAAUGAAAAAAAAAAAAAAAGAAAGAAAAUGCGUUCUUCAAGCAGUGUACAUAUGUAUAAACCUUGAAAUACCUGAGCGAAAAUAAUACUCGUCUUUAAGAAGCGGCUCUAUUAUAUCUUAGACGAAGACAGUGAGAGUAUGAGAGAAAAAAAAAAAAAAAAAAUUAGUUCUAGUCUUGACAAUUUUUUGCGAAUGAAUGAAUGUAUAUUGUGAAAAAGGAGAAAAUUGAGACAAAAUAUGAGAGAGAGACAAAAAAAAUGAAAAGGAGUUAUAGUAAUACUGAAAUUCGCAAUUUGAAGAAAACACGUAAGAGAAUGAAAAAAUAAAGGAAAUUUUAAUCUUAUAAUAGAGAAUAAAAAAUUUAGAAAGUAUAAAAAAAAAAUCUUUUCCUCAAAAGAAAGGGUGGAACUCUUCCAAACUUCAUUUGUACCUAUUUAAUAAAUUCUUAAGAGUCUCAUAUAUAUUAAUUAAAAUCUGAAUCCAAGUUUGAAAAUUCUCAUAGUCCAAAUUUUUUCAUAUAAACUUUGACUUUUAAAUAGAGAAAGUGAGAGAAACAUGGACCUAAUUUUAGGAAAGUGUUAAAGUUUUACUACUUGUACAAUAUAGUUAGUUGAUGUUAUAAAUUCUAUUUCGUCGUUUCCAUUUGAGAGUAUUAUAAGUAAAAGUUUUAUAUAAAUUUGGCCUAUGAGAUUUCCUACUAAUUUUUCAUAAAUAUGUUGAACAAUAAUUAUUCUGUAAAAAAAAAAAAAUGUCUUGUUUGUACUAUAUAUAUAUAAUAUGCAUAUAGUUUAUGUAAUUAGUUUUCUUCACUAUGCGAAAUUGGGUGAAAAAAAAAAAUUAUCGCUAAUUUUCCGAUUUAAAUAUUAUAAAACUUCGACAUUAAAAAAAAAUAAAUUUACGUGUCUGGAGUAAUUUUUUACGCGGAAUAAUGUACGCGUGUAAAAUCGAAAUCUUAUCUGUAUUUAUUAUACAAAUUUCCAAAUUGCAGUAAACAAGAAAUUUCAAAAAAAUAAAUAAAUAAAUAAACGAACAACGCAUGCAACUGCCAGCAGAAUUUGCGAUCGAUGAUUUCAAAAAAAAAAAAAAAUAAUAAUAAUAAACGGUUAGACGCGUCAAGUAAAUAUUUCCAUCGUGAACUGAUGAUUCAAAACUCUUUGCCAUUCUCGUUUUAUUUUUAAUGAUUUUUUUUUAAUAUAUAUGAACUUUAUCGACGAUGAUUGAUUUGAUACUGCUUGAAAUUUUCUUCUUUUAUUUUUAUUUUUCCUUCAUUUUGUUAGUUUUUUUUUUUUUUUUUGAAAAAUUUCUCACGGGAAAGGAAAGAAAAAAAAUGGCUUCACACUUAAAAGAACAUAUUUUUUUGGGAAAAAUUAAUAUUUCUAAGAAAAAAAAAAAAGGGAAAAUAAUAGUUUAUUAGAUAAAAAUUGCUUCACAAAAGGGACCUUGAAUGAUAAAAUAACUUUCAAGUACCUAUUUCGGAAAUAACUUCCAAGGGCUCAAGUUUCUUCUUUGCGUGAAGCAUCAGGCAGAAUCAAAAAACAAUCGAUAUAAUUCAUAUUGUCGACAACCCAAUUUUAAGAAAACAAAAAAAAAAAUAUAUUUCAACCUCAGAUCAUAGUAUUUUGGACCUGAAUGGUGUGUGAAAAUAAAAAAAAAAAAAUAAAUAAAUAAAAAAAAAAGCGACAACGUUCUACUUUAUACGAAUAAAAAAAGAAAAAAAGUACUUUUAUUUAUUAUUAUUGUUAUUUUUAUUAUUAUUAUUAUUAUUAUUAUUAUUAUUAUUAUUAUUAUUAUUAUUAUUAUAAUAUCAAGUAAAAAUAAUUUUACAAAAAAAUUAUAUAUAUAUAAAUGAUAAUGAAGAUGAUAAUGAUGAUAAUUAUGAUAAUUAUGAUAAUUAUGAAGAUGACAUUAGAGAAAUAAAAAAAAAAUCCAAGGGCAGGUGCGUGCGUCGAGAUGCGCGAAGAAUAUAUAUGAAAUCUAUACCUAUAUACAUAUUAUUGUAAAACAAAAUGCGUACAUAUUACACUCUAUACACUUAAUUAAUUAUGAAAUACAUAUAAAUCUUUGAUCUAAAUUUCUAACUUAUAUAAUUAUCAUCUAUGAGCAGUCACUUUCUCAGCGCAAUUCCCUCAAUCCUCUCGAUGUCACGCUAUGACACUAUUUUAAUGAAAAUCGUUACUGUUAGAAAAAAAUGUUACGUUACCAAUAAUAAUAUCGUUGUUAUAUGUACACUUAUAUAUGAGAAAAAAAGAGAGAGAAAUUUUUUAUGAUCAAAGAGAGAGAAUGUGUGUGAGAUAUAGAAAAAAAAAAAACAGAA
Messenger RNA from Leptopilina boulardi, 4528 nucleotides. It is a transcript of the gene Nckx30C, whose product is annotated as sodium/potassium/calcium exchanger Nckx30C. The transcript has 7 exons. Bases 12 to 2132 code for a protein of 706 amino acids. Gene Ontology annotation, molecular function: calcium, potassium:sodium antiporter activity; calcium channel activity. The record is from RefSeq and is a predicted model, not a curated record. Gene Ontology annotation, cellular component: membrane. NCBI's taxonomy places the organism in Eukaryota, Metazoa, Arthropoda, Insecta, Hymenoptera, Figitidae. Gene Ontology annotation, biological process: intracellular calcium ion homeostasis; calcium ion transmembrane transport.